Molecule: messenger RNA, 5074 nt
Organism: Lampris incognitus (smalleye Pacific opah)
Lineage: Eukaryota; Metazoa; Chordata; Actinopteri; Lampriformes; Lampridae
Gene: ktn1
Product: kinectin 1
Exons: 36
Coding region: 195-4067 (1290 amino acids)
Biological process (GO): microtubule-based movement; protein transport
Cellular component (GO): endoplasmic reticulum membrane
Molecular function (GO): kinesin binding
Source: RefSeq, a predicted model, not a curated record
UCCCGAGCUACGAAACAUGCGCUCUCCAUCAGUCUAACCCGCCCCCGCCAAGCGGAAACAGGAUAGUGGCACAGCGCAGCAGCUUCUGGGUAGGAGUCCUCUUGGGAAGUCGGGAGUCCACUGCCGUCAACGCAGAGCAACGUCAUUUCAACAAUCACGUUAAUGCUAUAGGGACUGCGCUUUAAAACUCAAGAAUGGCGGUGGAUAUCUACGACUCUCAGUACCUGCUCAUCCUGGCCCCCUCCUUGGUCAUCGUCCUCAUGUUUCUCUUCUUCUGGCUCUUCAUGAAGGAGACCUCCUACGAUGAGGUGCUGGCCAGGCAGAAAAGAGACCUCAAGCUGCCGCCCUCCAAACCAGAAACCCGAAAGAAGAACGACAAGAAGAAGAGCAAGAAAAAGGAGAGUGCCAGUGUGGGGGGAGGUGGAGGAGGUGGCGGGGGCGGAGGAGAGUCAGAGGAGGAACUGCGGGACUUUGAUGUGGCUGAUGCAGUCAACAGCUCUCUUCUUGAACCGGAGGAGGAGGCCACACCUAUGGCACCACCCGCCCCUAACCCUCCAGUGCCUGUGGUUGUACCAGGAGAGGCUCCUGCUGGGAUAAGGGAGAGGAAGAAGAAGGAGAAAAAGGCUGCCAAGGCCGCUGCUGCAGCUCCUCCAUCUCUUGAGGAGCCAGAGGUAAAUGGCUCUAAGCUGGCCAACCGCAAGGCAGAAUUACCUCUGGCUGUGAGCAAACAGCCCAGCCCACCCUUUCCUCAGCCUGACGUGCAGAUCCAGGCUCAGGUCCAGGUCCAAAUGCAGAUCCAGCCUCUGGCUCAGGCCCAGGUUCAGGCUCAGGCUCUGGCCCAGACCCCUCCUCAGACUUCUGGGAAGAAGAAGGAAAAGAAGAAACAGAAAGCUGAGGCUGCUGAUGAACAGCAGCCUCAGGCUAAAGUGGAGCAGGCCCCACCCUCUGUCAAGAAAGAGGCUCACUUGAUAGCUGAAACCAAAGCUCUUGAUGGUGUUCCCCCCACAACUACCGGCGGCAAGAAAAAGAACUCUGCCAAAAAGCAGAAGACUGAGCCUGUCCCGGUAGAUGAGUCCCAUGUUCUGACUGACUCCUCAGCGGCUCCUAACCACCAGGCUGCCCAUAACGAUGAUGUGUCCUCCAAGGGGAGUGGCAAGAAACAGAAAAAUGAAACUGAUAGGGAGAACACUGAAGUUAAACUGAAGGAGCUGCUUUCUGGUCUUGCUAGUCUAACUUUGUCUGAGGCAGAAGCAGUCAGUGUGAUGACCCUCCUCCGAGAGAAGAGCCCUAAUGCCUUGGACACCUGGCAAAAGUCUAUAGCCAAACCUGACCCAGCAGCCCAGGAGAGAGAACGGCUCCUCACCACUCUGCAGGAGGAGGCAUCCAUUGCCAAGGAAAAGGUCAAGCAGCUGAGCCAGGAGCUUCAGGUCGAGAAGCAGAAGACAAAUCGGACAGAGGCCGUGAUGAGAGAGCAGCGAGGAGCCAUGGAGAAGGAGCUUGGGGGAAUGCAGGCUAAAGCCCAGGGCAGCUACCAGGAGCUCCAGACAAUGCAGAUAAAGUUCCAGCAGAUGAGGGAACAGCUGGAGAGCCAGAUCACUCGCCUGCAGCAGGAGAACGGCAUCCUGAGGGACGCGGUCAGCUCUGCCACUAACCAGAUGGAGAGCAAGAACUCGGCAGAGCUGAACAAGCUGCGUUCUGAGUACACUGGACUGAUGAAAGAGCUGGCAGAGAACAACAGCAAGCUGCAGCAGGAGGAGCACCAGAGGAAGUCUCUGGAGGUCAGCUACAAGCAGAACGUGUCUCAGCUGGAGGUUCAACUGCAGGACGCUAAGCGACGCUGGGAAGAACUGCAGAAUUACCUCCACAAUGUCAACACUGAGCGUGAGAAACUUCAAGGUGCCAAGCAAGAGCUCCAGAACCAGCUGCUGGCGAUGGAGACGGAGAUAAACAACAAGAACAAGGAGAUCCAGAACCUCCACAACAGCCUGACCGACACCAUUGUCUCCAAGGAGCGUGUGGAGCAGAAAGUGAGGCAGCUGUUGGAGGCGUCCCAGCACAGCAUGCCCGACGACUCCCUCCAAGCCCAGGUCCAGGAACUGUUGAAUGAAAACAAAGCCCUUCAAGUACAAACUGAGACUCUGCAAGCCCAGAAUGAGAGCCUGCAGGCCCAGAUCUCUUCGCAGGCCACCCAUGUCUCCCACAUUGAGGAGCUACAGAAACUAUUGGCUGAUAAGGAGUUGCAGAGGAAGAGUCUGGAGGACUCUCUGAAUGCCGAGAGAAGCAGUGGGGCGGGUAGAGAGACUGACAUGCAGGCCAUGCACAAUGAGAACAUGUCAUUGAAGGCAGAGCUUCAGAAUCUGCAGGCUCAGAUUUCUGAACAGACUGCCUCCCAGCUGGCAUUGGACCAGAUCCAAAAGAGUGUCCAGGAGAGAGAGGAAAAUAUUAAGACAGUAGAGGACCUACUGAAAACGGGUCUAAUUGAAGUGGCCAACAAAGAGGAAGAGCUCAAGGCUGUAAGGGAAGAGAAUGAGACACUAAAGCAAGAGGUGGAUGCUUUGAAACGUCAGGCUGCAGAACAGGCAUCAUCACAGUCAGUAGUGGAAGAGUUACAGAGCAACAUACAAGAAAAGGAUGAGCAACUAAAAUUACUGGGGGAGAGGCUACAGACAGCACAAGACACUGGCUCCACCAGAGAGAAGGCCAUUGAGAUUCUGGAGCAACAGUUGACUGUCCUGCGGGCAGAGAUGGAGCAAGUGAGACAGAAGGAGGUGCUAGAAGAGCAGACCAGUGCCAAUACUAAUGCCCUGCUCCAAGAACUCCAAGCACUGCUAGCAGCUAAAGACCAGGAAAUCCAGUCCCUGCAGGUUGAACUGGAGGUGAGGAGUCGAGAGGUGAGCGAGAAGGUAGAGCAACUGCAGCAACAGCAGCAGUCCCACACAGAGCCCCCAAGCCCAGAGCUUCUUACAGCGCUGUUUGAGAAGGAGAGGCAGGUAUCUGAUCUGCAGAUUGAGCUGGCAGAAUUGAGGGACUCGCUUGAGCUUCACAGGAAGAAGAACAAUGAGCUUCGGGAGAAAAACUGGAGUGCUAUGGAGGCUCUGUCAGCCACCGAGUCCAUGCUUCAGGGGAAACUCAGCAAAGCCGUCAAGGAGAACCAGGCAGUACUGGAGUCAUCCCAGGCCCAGUGUCGAGAUGUGCUGCACAGACUUCUGCCGCAUGUGCCUGUGCCCAAUGAGCAAAAUCACCAGGAUUGGCUGCACGGGUUUGAGAGGGCAGUAGCUGAAAUCUCAGCUGUGCAGUCCAGUUUCAGCCCUGUAUCAGGGGACUCAGAGGGACUGUUUGAGAAGCUGAAGGAGUCUGAGGAAGCCCAGAGGAUUCUACAGAAAGACUGCGAGACGUACAAGAAGGUUUUGGCAGAGACGGAGGGCAUCCUGCAGCGCCUCCAGAGCAGUGUGGAGCAAGAGGAGUCUCGCUGGAGGGUGAAGUUGGAUGUUUCACACGGAGAGCUAAAAGAGAUGAAUUUGAAAGUCACAGCCUUGGAGCAGGAGAUAGAGAGACUGUCUGAUGGAGCAGAGCUGGAGAAUUUGAGAAGAGAUAAAGAGCACUUGGAGUUUGAGUUGGAGCGGGCAGAGCGUGAGAGCGCCACUUAUGUGACGGAGGUCAGAGAGCUCAAAGAUCUGUUGACCGAAUUGCAGAGCAAACUUGAUGGCUCAUAUACAGAGGCUGUCAGGCAGAAUGAGGAGCUGAAUUUGCUGAAGAGUCAGCUAACUGAGACUCUAUCAAAGCUGGAGACUGAGGAGAGUGAGAGGCAAAAAGUGGCUGGUGAUCUCUACAAGGCCCAGCAAUCACUGGAUCUGAUACAGGAAGAGCUCUCCAAAGAGGCAGGCAAUGCUGACAUGAUUGAAAACAGUAGCCUGUCAUCACAGACUGAGGAGAUCGACAGGAAAGAGAAAAUGACUGCAGGACUCAACCAAACAGUUAGGGAACUGCAACAGCUGCUUCAAGCCGUCAAUCGGCAACUCACCAAGGGACAGGAGGGGGAGGCUGACAAAGACUUAUCGGAAGUAUAGGGAGAGGAGGACGGAUUCCCCAGAAAGCCACCCCAACCUCACUACAAAGAGACCACCCUGGUCUCAUCGUUACUGGUCUCAUCAUCACCACCACCACGAUCCUGCCGUCACACCCAAAAAACCCUCCCACCCACAGUCCUUCACCUGACUUGACCUGUACUGUAGGCAGCCUCCAGUUCACACUGGCCCAGGCUCUGGAGCAGCACUCUGAUGCCUUGCUGGCCAACAAGAGUGCAGACAGGGGCUCCCUGAUAACUCCAAACACUCCAGACACCAGACCGUAUACUACUGCACUCCCGCCACAUUCCUGUUCUACAGCAGCAUUGCCAGUUUAAACAACCACCCAACAUAUUUCAGACUACACGUGGCAACCUUUCUUCUGUUUAGAGCACCCCUAUUUUUCAAUGAAAACGUUUUUAAAUACAGCUGUGAUUUCCCAUGUUAUUUCACUUUCUUGAAAGGGCAGUACAUGAACUUGCCUCUUGGCUAAACAAACUUUGGUUUCUCGGUCCUUUAUUUUUCUCCUUAUGUUAAAAAUAUGUAUUGUUUAAAUGUACCAGUUAGGAACUGCUGAAAUACACUUAUGUUGCUGAACUUUUUGCCUCCUUUCCAGAAAAUUCUUAUGACAACAUGUGGAUCAUCGUGCAUUUAUGAACACAUAGCUCCAUGCAUACCUUAGCUCAGUAUUGGGUGGGGGCAGGGGAUAGGAAGAGGUCUCAGCAUGUCCAGGAGGGUUGCUAUGUUUGCUGUAACUAUGGAGAUGCAUGGACGAAGUGUAUGUGUGUGUGUGUUUGUUGUACUGCAGGGUGCGAGUCUGUGACCCUGGCUGUAGGAGGUGGCCAGGUUGACAGUACAUAGAUUUUUAAUCCUACUGUAACUACUCUAGGAAUAGGCGUCCCCUUUCAUCUGUAUUCAACACUCGCUAUAUUGUUGCUAAUUUCAUUAACACUGAAUAUUUUGUUCUUUUUGUAACAGGUGAACGUUAAUAAAUGGGAUGCUUGAUAAAA